CAAUGACCACGACAUGACAAGAAUCAACAGCGUUUAAAGUGUUCUGUCGGCCGUUGUUUUAAUUGCCCUGCACCAAUCUGAUGCAGUGACGAAGUCUCUCGGGGGCUAUGCAAUCACCUGGCUUCGGCGGAAGGAUGUUGUGGGUUACGCUGCUGAGCACAAUUGCUCUGGGAUGGACAACCCCAAUCCCUCUAUUAGACGACUCGGAGGAAAUAGAUGAGCCUUGCUUCGAGCCCUGUGACUGCGAGGUGAAAGAGGGCCUGUUCCAUGUCCAUUGCGACGGCAAAGGAUUUACAAAUGUCAGCCAGGUGUCACAGUCCUGGCUGAGGCCUUUUAAGCUGUACCUGCAGAAGAACUCCUUACGCAGGCUUUACUUUAACAGUUUCCUGCACUUGAACAAUGCGGUGGCUAUUAAUCUGGGGAACAAUGCUCUGCAGGACAUCCACGUGGGGGCUUUCCACGGGCUCAGGGCCCUUAAGAGAUUGUACCUCCACGAAAAUAAGCUGGAGGUGUUCCGCAACGACACGUUCCUGGGGCUGGAGUGCCUGGAGUACCUGCAGGCCGACUACAAUGUUAUCAAGAGGAUAGACAGCGGGGCGUUCAGGAACCUGCACAAGCUGCGGGUGCUUAUCCUGAAUGACAAUUUGAUCCCCGCGCUGCCCGGCUUCCUGUUCAGAUCGGUGUCUCUGACGCACCUCGACCUGCGCGGCAACCGCCUCAAGGCCCUGGCCUACCGGGGCACGCUGGAGUACAUCGGCCGCAGCCUGAUGGAGCUGCAGCUGGAGGAGAACCCGUGGAACUGUGCGUGCGACAUCGUGCAGCUGCAGGCCUGGCUGGAGCGCAUCCCCUACACGGCGGUGGUGGGCGAGAUCACCUGCGAGCACCCCUUCCACCUGCACGGGAAGGACCUGCGGGAGAUCAAGCGGACCGAGCUCUGCCCCUCCUUGAGCGAGGCGGAGGUGGAGGCCCGGUUCGGCAUCCCCCACUUGCCGUUCUACACGGGCAGAGCCAGGCCCACCAAGCCCUCGUCCAUGUCCUCCGUCAACCACAACACUGCCUCGUCUGAGCAGAAGGAGAGGCCCCUGAAGCCCACGAAAAGGCCAAGGCCGUCCAAGACCCCGCCGACUCCUCGUAGCGUCUUCCCCAAUCAGCCUCCCAUUGCUGGCUACCAAACCAGACCGCCCAUCCCAAUCAUUUGUCCCAUUGGCUGCACAUGCAACUUACACAUAAAUGACCUUGGUUUAACGGUCAACUGUAAAGAGAACGGAUUUCGUAACAUUUCUGAGCUCGUGCCGCGACCUCUUAAUGCCAAGAAGCUUUAUUUAAGCGGGAAUCUAAUUCAGAAAAUUUACAAGUCGGACUUCUGGAAUUUCUCCAGUUUGGAUCUACUGCACCUGGGCAACAAUCAGAUCGGUUACAUACAAGAGGGCGCCUUCAUCAAUUUGCCGAAUUUAAGGAGUCUGUAUUUGAACGGCAACAACAUCGAGGUUCUGACGCUUGACAUGUUUCACGGACUUCAGAGUCUGCGCUACCUGUACUUUGAGUACAACGAGAUCAGAGAGAUCCGGCCGGCGGCGUUCAGCCUGAUGCCCACGCUGCAGCUGGUGUUUCUCAACAACAACCUCCUGCGAACGCUUCCCAAGGGGGCCUUCGCCGGCACGUCGCUCGCCCGCCUCAACCUGCGCAACAACUACUUCCAGGGCCUGCCCGUCGGCGGCGUGCUGGAGCACCUGCAGGCCCUGGUCCAGAUCGACCUGAACCAGAACCCGUGGGCCUGCACCUGUGACGUGGUGCCCCUCAAGCAGUGGCUGGACACGCUCAGCUCCGUGGUGGUGGUGGGCGAGGUGGCCUGCAAGACCCCGGAGCCGCUGGCCGGCAAGGACCUGCGCUCGCUGCCCGUGGAGUUCAUCUGCCCCGAGCUCCGGCUCUCCUCCCCUUCGCCCGUCUCGUUUGGCAGCAGCGCCGGCGUCUCGUCCAGCUACCCGGCGGGCUCGCCGGGCUCGCAGCCCGCCGCCGCCAAGGCGGUCAUCCCGCUGUCCGUGCUCAUCCUGAGCCUGCUGGUGCUGUUCGUGUCGGCGUUCUUCGCGGCGGCGGCGCUCUGCGCGUACGCGCUCAAGCGCCGCGAGAAGCUGCCCUUCAAGAAGCAGGGGGAGGUGGGCCUGACCGGCAUCCAGAUGGAGUGCGGGAUAUUCCCCGAGCAGCCGGCCCCGGUCCCCGAGACGCCGCCGUCCAGCCACGUGUACGACAGCAUCGCCGCCCCCAUGGUGCACAUGUGCAGCAACCCCAUUUACAAGCCCAGGCCAGAGGACACCGAGCAUCCGCAGCAGCCCCAGCAGGAGCAGCAGCAGCAGCAGCAGCAGGAGCGGCCGGAGAGAAGCAGGUCAAAUUACAGGACGCUCGCCGAGAAGGAGGAGGAGUGGACCAUGGCCGUGUCCAGCUCCCCCAUCAACACCAUCGUGGGCAUCGGAUCGCCGUGCCGAGACAUCACAGGCUUCCACGAGAACGGGAUUCUGUGCCCGACGGUGAUCGACAGCCAGGGUCCCACUCCGAAGGUGGGCUUCGUGGAUAGCCUGUUUGGCACCAAAACCCGGUUUAGUGACAUGCCAGACAGACACGCGCACCCGCCCCCCGAGUACCCGCACAUCAACCAGGACGCCAGGCAAAAGCAAACGAUCACAAUCGAGACAAGGACAGGAUGUCCCAAUCAAACCCAAAGUGAUUACCCCGAGUUGAGGGCCAGGCUGAAAACCAAGGUGGAUUACAUUGAUGUGCUGGAGAGGUCAUAUCAAUUUUAAUACAUGACUGCUUAAAAAGCCUGUAUUCUGAGAAAAAAAAACACAUGGUAAGACUAAGAAGGAAAUGCUGCAGUCCGUAAUUAGUGUUUUCCCCUCACGUUGCUCUGGAGGAAAUACAUUACUCAGAUUUUUAUCAAGUGCCUUCGCAAGAGCAGCCAGCAAUGUUGUUAAUUGUUAUUUUUAUACGGCCACAGUUUUAUUUAUCUAAUUACAAAUAUAUAAGUAGGAAAGGUGGGGCACUAGUGCAGCUGUCAUGUAUACGUACAUGUUUGUGUGCACCUGAAAAAAGGGCGUGUCUUUAUAAAAAUAUAUAUAUAACUUGGUUUUGGCUUUUAUCUUGUUUGCAUAUUAUGGACUUCUGAAAUGUGUUUAUUGAACUGGAAAUCGUCCUCCAACAAAUAGGUACACAGCAGUUAUUGUAUAACUGUCAAGCGCUUUGUUGAUUAUGUAUUUUCACAAUGAAUAGAUUGUCUUUACUGGGACUUCAUUGAUCAGUGAAAUGGACCCAGACAAGGUCAGAACAGAACACUGAAAUUUGCCAGAGACUUCUGGACCGUUUAUUCGCCGCAGAGAUGGUACCCUUUUGUGCUCCAUCUUGCAAAUAUUAGAUGAAGAAUGUGCAUAUAUUUAUUCAUAGAUUUCAGUGUUGAAAUUAUUGUACAAUGUUAAAUCAGUGUAUAAAGACUAUGCCUCUGGUUUAGCUUUCCAUAAAAAAAGAAAAAAAGGAAUCCAAUAAAGGGUGCUUAUCUAA
Molecule: messenger RNA, 3546 nt
Organism: Sardina pilchardus (European sardine)
Lineage: Eukaryota; Metazoa; Chordata; Actinopteri; Clupeiformes; Clupeidae
Gene: slitrk3b
Product: SLIT and NTRK-like family, member 3b
Exons: 2
Coding region: 108-2795 (895 amino acids)
Biological process (GO): axonogenesis; regulation of presynapse assembly; positive regulation of synapse assembly
Cellular component (GO): GABA-ergic synapse; postsynaptic density membrane
Molecular function (GO): protein binding
Source: RefSeq, a predicted model, not a curated record